Messenger RNA from Pyricularia oryzae 70-15, 1623 nucleotides. RefSeq names its product DNA repair protein rhp51. The record is from RefSeq and is a predicted model, not a curated record. Gene Ontology annotation, molecular function: ATP binding; ATP hydrolysis activity; DNA strand exchange activity. Gene Ontology annotation, biological process: reciprocal meiotic recombination; DNA strand invasion; double-strand break repair via homologous recombination. Gene Ontology annotation, cellular component: condensed nuclear chromosome. The transcript has 3 exons. Lineage: Eukaryota; Fungi; Ascomycota; Sordariomycetes; Magnaporthales; Pyriculariaceae. The coding region runs from base 195 to 1256 and encodes 353 amino acids.
AAGUCGCGCUACGGAAACGGAAACGCGUCAACAAACCACACUCCCCUUUGCCACUUCCGAUUCUUAAUAAUUCAAGCGACGCAUCUUUUCUGUCCUGACCUAGACCUGUUUUAGUUCGAUACAACCAUUCAAACCCUUUGAAUCUUCACUACUUCACGAGCUUGUGCCUCCCGAAAAGCGAUAAGACUGCCAAAAUGACGCAGGUUGAGGAUGACUACGAUGAGAGCGCCAAUGCGGAUGAGAGCGGCGGGGCUGGUCCAGGAGCACCUACGCCUCUGACUGCUUUGGAGGGCGUUGGAGGCCUAACAAAGAGGGAUAUUCAACUGGUCAUGGAAGGUGGAUACAACACCGUAGAGUCUGUCGCCUACACACCCAGGCGGAUGUUGGAGCAAAUCAAAGGAAUCUCGGAACAAAAGGCAGGAAAGAUUCUCGCAGAAGCAUCCAAACUUGUACCUAUGGGCUUCACAACGGCGACUGAGAUGCACCAGCGCAGAAGUGAGCUGAUAUCGAUCACGACUGGUUCGAAGAACCUCGAUACCAUGCUGGGUGGAGGUAUCGAGACCGGCUCUGUCACGGAGCUCUUUGGAGAGUUCCGUACAGGAAAAUCACAGAUUUGCCACACGCUUGCCGUGACAUGCCAGUUGCCCUUUGAUAUGGGCGGCGGAGAGGGCAAAUGUCUAUACAUCGACACCGAGGGCACAUUCCGGCCCGUUCGACUGCUCGCCGUGGCCAACCGCUUUGGAUUGUCGGGCGAGGAGGUGCUCGACAACGUUGCCUACGCACGCGCGUACAACUCCGACCAUCAGCUUCAGCUUCUGAACCAGGCUUCGGCCAUGAUGUGCGAAACGCGCUUCAGUCUCCUUAUUGUGGAUUCUGCCACCGCACUGUACCGUACCGACUUCCUUGGUCGUGGAGAGCUGAGCAGUCGGCAGACUCAUCUAGCAAAGUUCAUGCGGCAGCUGCAGAGGCUGGCGGAUGAGUUUGGUAUUGCAGUUGUCAUCUCAAAUCAGGUUGUUGCACAGGUCGAUGGUGGUCCCUCGGCCAUGUUCAACCCUGAUCCCAAGAAACCCAUAGGCGGUAACAUCAUCGCUCACGCCAGCACUACCAGACUGAGUCUGAAGAAGGGUCGCGGCGAGACCAGAAUCGCCAAAAUUUAUGACAGUCCAUGUCUACCAGAGAGUGACUGUCUAUUCGCCAUCAAUGAGGACGGCAUUGGUGACCCUUCGCCGAAGGAUGUCGAGAAGAUGAACAACUGAAGUGUUCGAAUAUUUUUUUUCAUGAACCUUUGUCUUUUUUACUGUUUACAAGGCGCUUGACUGGAACUUGACCGACGAAGACAGGGCUAUGACGUGAAUUGGGAUUAUCAGGGGUGUUACUUACUAGUUGCUUGGCGGUGUCUUUGGUUCAUUUUUGCAUCUGGCCUGGUGUUUGACGGCGUAUUACAAUUUAUGGACGUAACAGUGGACUUUGCUACUGUCAUCGUAGUUGAUUGAGCUUGUAUAUUUGGCUUUUUGAAGCACCAUAUUAAAAAAAAAGCAUUCAGUUUUCGUGUGGAAUUUGUCAUGCGAUGGCGAGCCUGAAUAUGUAACCAUAUUAAUUUUCUCAUGAAAAAUGAUCCUAACC